Molecule: messenger RNA, 1382 nt
Organism: Spinacia oleracea (spinach)
Lineage: Eukaryota; Viridiplantae; Streptophyta; Magnoliopsida; Caryophyllales; Amaranthaceae
Product: ABC transporter I family member 20
Exons: 7
Coding region: 162-1145 (327 amino acids)
Molecular function (GO): ATP hydrolysis activity; ATP binding
Source: RefSeq, a predicted model, not a curated record
UUGCCACGCCUUAAACUUCAUUUCUUCUUUCUCAAUUUUUCUUAUUUAUAUUCAUUUUCUUCUUUAUAUUUUUUGGCGCUCACAUUAUAACCGACCCACCCAACUACCCCGACAACACUCAAAUAUCACCACCGCCAAAUCCACCACUAUUUCCGACAUCAAUGGCGGACCCACAAACACCAGUGGUGGAGAUCAACGGCUUAGAAUUCACUUACCCAGGAAUCGACGGUCACCCACCUCCGGGGUCCACCCCUCUAAUCAAAGAUUUUUCUCUCUCCCUCUUUUCCGGCGACCGUUGUCUUCUCAUCGGCGCCAAUGGCGCAGGAAAGACAACAAUAUUGAAGAUUUUGGGAGGGAAGCAUAUGGUUGAGCCUCAUAUGGUUCGGGUUCUCGGGCGAUCCGCUUUCCAUGAUACCAGUUUGACUACUUCUGGUGAUUUGUGUUACCUUGGUGGAGAGUGGAAGCGAGAUGUUGCUUUUGCUGGAUUCGAGGUUUCUAUACAGAUGGAUAUUUCGGCUGAGAAGAUGAUAUUUGGAGUAGGGGGUGUAGAUCCUGCAAGAAGGGAUGAACUAAUAAAGGUGCUUGACAUUGAUCUCUCUUGGAGGAUGCACAAAGUAUCCGAUGGUCAGAGAAGACGAGUCCAAAUCUGUAUGGGUCUCCUCAAGCCAUAUAAGGUUCUUCUUCUUGAUGAGAUCACGGUUGACCUUGAUGUGCUGGCAAGAGCUGACCUUCUUCUGUUCCUCAAGAAGGAAUGUGAUGAGCGAGGUGCUAUUAUCAUCUACGCUACCCAUAUAUUUGACGGGCUUGAGAGCUGGCCAACACAUCUGGUGUAUGUGGCUCGUGGCAAGUUACAAUUAUCAUUACCCAUGGAUAAACUUAAGGAGAUAUCAAAUUUAUCACUAAUGAGGACAGUUGAGUGCUGGCUAAGGAAGGAACUAGGCGAAGAGAGAAAGAGAAGGAAAGAAAGAAAAGCGCAGGGCCUUCCGGAAUUUGAGAAGCAUGUUCAAGGAAGUAGAGUCAUUGGUGAUCCUGCUCACACUGCUGUCCGUGUAGUUAACAACGGAUGGGCUGCAGGACGGUUGCAUUCAACUCUUGCUGGUGAAGAGAACUUCACCUUCAGUUCGAACAGAGUUCUAAGACAAUAGUUUGGCUUUGUUCAAGAUAUCAAACUUUCUGGGUUUGAACUUUGAAGGUAUACUGUGACUAUUUCAUUCAGCAAUUUACAGGCUAUAGUUGGCAUUGGAGUUUCGGAUUGAAUACGUAUAGCAUUCAGGAGUUUUCAUUUAUUCUAUUGUAAGAUUUGUAACGCAUAAAUAGCACAAUUUUUCGGUAAUUUUUUUAUAUAUAGAAAUCAUUUUAAUGAGAAGCAUUUAAAUUGCACC